AUGUCUCUCGCCCAUGCCUUUGCGCACUUCGCGCAUCAAAAUCCAAACCUAGCGUCGUUCCUUAUCUUCAUGACAUCGUACCACCUCUCCUCAUUCGUCUUCCACCUUCUCGACACGCGAUUUCCCACGCUACGGCCUUACAAAAAGUAUCACUCCCUCCCCAAAUCCCCUUCUUACCACCAAAUGAUGGCGCGUGUACUCUUGAACCAAUUCUUCAUCCUUCUCCCAAGCAUGCUCCUCGCAACUCAUCUCGGCAUCACCUACACAACCAUCUACUCACCAUCGCCCAGUACUCUCCCUUCUGUCCUUGCCUUCGUUGCGCUCGCCCCCCUCCUUCACGAAGUUCCAUUCUACUUGUCCCACCGCUUCAUCUUACACUCGUCAUGGGGCUUCCGCUCGCUCAACCAUGCACUCCAUCACUCCUCUGUGACACAUUCGGCUCUCUCAGCCAUGUACAUGUCCGGUCCUGAUUUCCUUCUGGAAAUAGUGGUGCCGUAUCUCGUGCCGUUGUCUGUUCUGUCAAAGUACAAUCUCUGCAACACGGCUACAUGCAUCGCAAUUCUCCCGGUUGGCGCAUUUGGCGGGCUCUACGAACAUUCAGGAUACAACUUUUUCGAGGGCAUCGCAGCUCUGGAUACGAAGGUUCACGCCAUGCACCACAGGUUUUACAACUGCUCAUUUGCAGACGGUGUUGGCGCACCCAGUGUGUUAGACCCCAUGAUGGGGACCGCGUGCACUGGUGGCCCUCCCAUCAAGGCGAUAAGGCGAUGGUUGGGGUUUAAAGAUGUGGAGAGAGUCAAGAAGAUCACAAGCGAGAUGGCGCUGGAUGGUGACAGAAAGUUGAACGACAGCAGGCGUGAGGAGUGCAGCGCACAUUCUGGGUAG
Messenger RNA from Chondrus crispus (carragheen), 885 nucleotides. RefSeq lists its product as hypothetical. Gene Ontology annotation, biological process: lipid biosynthetic process. The transcript has a single exon. Gene Ontology annotation, molecular function: oxidoreductase activity; iron ion binding. Bases 1 to 885 code for a protein of 294 amino acids. The record is from RefSeq and is a predicted model, not a curated record. Lineage: Eukaryota; Rhodophyta; Florideophyceae; Gigartinales; Gigartinaceae.